Paramecium sonneborni is the source of this 425-nucleotide messenger RNA. Lineage: Eukaryota; Ciliophora; Oligohymenophorea; Peniculida; Parameciidae. The record is from the annotation of a GenBank genome assembly.
AUGGGUGUUUUUAUCAGGAUGGUUUAAGUUUUAAAAAAUCUUUAGUUAAGAUAAUCAAUUUUUGUAUCCAUUUAUAAAAUUAACAUCUCUUUUUAGAAAAUCUAAGUUUAACUAGUGAUAACUUAUCCCCCUUUAAAUUCAAUAUAAAUUAUCGGAUAUUUACAAUUAAAUUUAUUAUAACAAAUUAGAGCUGCACUUUUCCUAUAGUUUCAAUAGAUUUUUUAAAUAAUCCAUUUCUAAUUGUAAGAAUUAUUGAUAUUGCAAACAAUUUCAAAUUAUGGCAUCAAAUUCAAGUUAAAUUAAUAAGAAAGCAAAUGGAUAUUUAAAUUAAAUUUGAUGAAGAAUGUAUAAUUCAUGAAUAUAGUUAUUAGUUAGAAGUUCGUCAAUUUUAAUAUUAUUAAUUUAAAGUAUUAUUUGAAUAAUGA